AUGGAUCUGAGCACCAGCAGGGAUGCAAGCCGCCCUGACGCUGCUUUUGGCAAGUCCAUAUCCCUGCCAAGAGAAGUGCUCGAAGCAACAGAGGUGAAUCUCUGGAGGGAAGAGGAGCAGCAGCUGAGGCACGGCUGUCCUUCUUCCCCCCUGCUAGCAGAGGGUGGUGAUGAUGGUGAUGAUGGCGAUGUUGCUGCUGCUUCGUCUGACGGUGGUGAUGAUUUUGAUGCCAAGCAACAGGAGUGUGACCUCCCAUGGGGAAUCAGUGGAGAUAGCAGCAGUACCGUACCUAGUGGACCGGUUUUCGAAAGAUUCCAAUCUUCUCAAGAGUUUCUCACAAGAUCUGGUGGAGCGGAUUGUUGGACUGCAGAGGAUGUGCCAACAGAGGUAGACGAUGAGGAGGAGGACGACGACGAGGAGGAGAAGGCAGUGGCAGCAAAGGCACCCGCAUGGGGAGCAGAGACAUGGGGUGCCGACAGAAGUGUGACAAGAAGCAGCAGCAGCAACAGCGGUGGCGGCGCUGGUGGUCGGGCUAGCUGUGCUGUGAUUGGCCACAUGUCAUCAGCAGCUGAAGCUGCUGAUGUGGCAACCGAGGCAGCAGCGAGAGUGCGAGCCAUGGCCCUGCAGGCAGCAAACGAGCUGGUUGAAAGUUACCACUUUUCAGGAAGCUUCACUGCUCUUUCCCGACCCCCCACUGCUCCGUGUGCGCUCCUGGGACCUGGCAAUGCACGUGGGAACCGACUUGGUGAUUUACCUGCCCGCCUAGCACAUGGACCACUGGGUAGCUUGCAGUCUUCAGGAGAUUCAGUGGCCCACGCUGUGUCCUCUGCAUUGGCUUCUCGAUCCGAGUUGAAAUUUGAAGCAUGCCAGUUUUCCCCUCGUGAGAGAUCACAUGGCACGCGGUUUGUGUUGGAGGGGAAUGUGUGUAGCAUGGAAGGGAAUGGCACACCCUGCGAGGUCAAGCUUGGCCGUGGAGGCCUCAACUCACGGUGUUAUCGCGUUGAGGAGAAUGAGCCUUGGAGCAACCGGUACGAUGGCAUGAAUCCCAACUCUGGGUGGAGCCAGGAAGAUCGAUGCAACCACAAAGCCAAUAUGCAACACACACAAGCUUUACAAUCUCGUGAUGGUGGUGUACAGGCGAAUGUUGUGAGAUUCGGAGUUGGAGAACCUUGUGAGGCACUGGGGAGUGCGGUUCUGAGGCGGGCUGCUAAUCCCGCGUUGCUAUCGUCGAUGAAUCCUCCCAGAUCUCCAUCUAGCCCGCUCUCCCCAAGCUUCACUGCUUCGGAAAUCGAGGAGGCGGGUCUUUCACCUGUUCCUACCCCACGCCUUCCGUCUAGGUUUGGAAUAAAGAAUAUCAACUUCGCACCAAUGGGGAUCGUCCUGGGUCGGAUUAACGUGGAGACGCCGCAAUUCACGGUGGAGGCGAAGACGGACGCGUUUGAGAUUCGGCGAUACCCUCCGCAGAUGGUGGCGGAAGUGAUGUACGACGGCGACCACCAGAACGGCAUCAACACAGCCUUCUCUGCGCUAGCAGGGUACAUAGGCGCGCUCUCUGCCCCUCAGAACCGACCUGCACCUGCCAAUUCGGCCAGCCCAGGGGAGGGGGGUGAGAAGAUUGCCAUGACUGCUCCCGUGCUGACACACGCUGUAGCAGAGGGGGGAGCAGGAGAUGAAGGAGGAGGGGAUGGGGGAGAGAAAAGCAGUGCUGCUGGUGAGAAGAUUGCCAUGACUGCUCCCGUUCUGACACACGCUGUAGCAGAGGGUGGAGCAGGAGAUGGAGGAGGAGGGGAUGGGGGAGCGAAGAGCAGCGCUGCUGGUGAGAAGAUUGCCAUGACUGCUCCUGUUCUCACAUAUGCUGGAGGAGGCGAAGGAGGAGGAGAUGGCAGGAGAGGAGAUGGGAGAGGCACUGCUGCUGGUGAGAAGAUCGAUAUGACUGCUCCUGUGGUGACAGCCCCAACAGCACCAGGCAAAACCACGAUGCAGUUCCUCCUGCCAGCAUCACUCACACCAGCAACCACGCCCAUCCCCACCAACCCGGCAGUCACCAUUCAUCAGCUGCAGCCGCGCCUCCUGGGUGCUGUCACUUUCUCGGGCCUCACAACGCAAUCUGUGCUGCAGCACAAGUCGCAGGAGCUGCGGGUGGCGCUAGAAGCAGCUGGGUAUAAGGUUUAUGGGGACUACGUGGUUGGGCGGUACAAUCCGCCAUUCACUCUGCCGUUUAUGAGGACAAACGAGAUCUUGUACCCUGUGGAAGGAUAA
Closterium sp. Yama58-4 is the source of this 2259-nucleotide messenger RNA. Lineage: Eukaryota; Viridiplantae; Streptophyta; Zygnematophyceae; Desmidiales; Closteriaceae. The record is from the annotation of a GenBank genome assembly.